Lepisosteus oculatus (spotted gar) is the source of this 2705-nucleotide messenger RNA. It is a transcript of the gene igsf5b, whose product is annotated as immunoglobulin superfamily, member 5b. NCBI's taxonomy places the organism in Eukaryota, Metazoa, Chordata, Actinopteri, Semionotiformes, Lepisosteidae. The record is from RefSeq and is a predicted model, not a curated record.
UAGUACAGCAGUGAACCUGAAGGCAUUAGCCCGCUCUCCUACAUGGCACGCUGAAGCUUUUUGUUUUUCUACUUAGACAUCCUUGAUUUGCAUCUGCGUCGGCAGCGUUUUUCACCAGCAGAUCUUUCCUGUGAGCUGUCAUAAAGCUCCUACAUAAAAGGUCAAUUUAAAGGAAGUUGUCUUUGUGCAUCUCGCAACUGAAAGCUCCGGACUCUGGCAUGAGCAGUGCUGGGACACCAUGCGCAGCCUUGUCUUCCUGGCUGUUUUACUGCCCUCAGCCGUAGGUGCUGCCGAGUUCCUUCAAGGUCCUCAGAACGCCACAGCGCUGCUCAGCAGCACCGCCAAGUUCAACUGCACUGUGUCGAAGGACUGGGUGGCCUUGAUCUGGGAGCUCAAGGAUGUGCCUGUGCUGAUGAUCAUGCCUCAGGUGGGGGCCGUGGGAGUCUCUGACCGUUACGACAUGCAGAACUACACCACUCUGGACACCUUCACCUCCGAGCUCAUCAUCCACAACGUCUCGCGCCAAGACAGCGGCCCCCUCACCUGCGGGCUGCUGAACGCGGGGAACAAGGACGCCACUCUGUCUGUCGAAGUGCCGGGUGGGCUGGAGAUCUUGAACAACAGCCUGGAGGUGCAGUGGAACCAGUCCGCCACCGUCCUGUGUCGGGCCAGGGGCUGGUACCCCUCUCCUGGCAUGGCCUGGAUGCUGGACGGCUCGCCCGCUGACCCAGGCAGCUACAGCACUGAGAGCAGCAUCGAUGACACCGGGCUGUACGUCUCGACCAGCACCCUGCUCGUCACCCCCACCCACAACCUCACAGUGGAGUGCCAGGCCUCCAUCCCCGCCCUGGCCGCCCCUCUCCGUGCCAACGCCUCCCUGGUUGUGACGGAAGUUCUCGUUCCAGCCCCCGGCCAGCCCAGGAUCGACAGGACUGUGCUGAUAGCAGUCACCGUGUCCGUCUCGGCUGCCAUUCUGCUGGUGCUGCUCAUCAUUCUGAUUGUGUUCUGUUGCAAAAGGAAAAGAAGACCCAAACCCAGCUAUGAGAGCUAUGAGGAGGAAACAAGAAAAGACUCACAGCAGAGAGCACAGAAUGGACAAGCCCCACAGACACUGCCAAUCCAGGGAAAGAACAACCUGGGAUUCUCCAAGGACACUCCAGCAGGUCAUUACUAUAAUAUUUACGCUCUAAGCAACAGUAACAGGAACCAGAAAAACUCCAUGGAGGGAUUGGAGAUACCUGAUGUAAUUCAAGGGAAUUUCAAUUCAAAUUUUUCGCAAACCAACUAUACAGGCUCGGUCUAUCCAGCUGGUGCCAAGAAAGUGAGGCACGUCACCUCUGUUUGACUCAAGGACAGUGUGCACAGGAGCUGGACACAGAGACCUGGACCUGUGCAAGGUCACAGGUCAGGCUGGGGUGCCGUAAUGGAAUUGAUCAAAACCGUCUCUCCCUUCCCUCCUCCAUUGUGAGCUUCCACAGUUCUCUUCUUUUGGCACAGAAAGGGCUACAGUCACACUCGUCUCACCCUCCUCUGGCUGCGUGCUCCGAGCAGGUUUUGUACUGUGUGGUCUUAGCAAAUUCAAAUGGUCCUCCUUUAUUCUGUUGCAGUUUGCAUACCUUGGCAUGCCAGCUGCUCCUCCAGUGUGCAGUGCGCAGAGAGUGGACACACAGGAAUAGUCCAGGUGCACAUCCAGGGAGUGAGACUGGGGCCAGAGGUACUGUUUAGAAAUAAAUAUUGCUGCUGUUGAUUGCAGGGUUACUAGGCUGUAGGCAGGUGACGUAGAGAUCUCACAAGUAGCAGUGCACUGUUCUUCAGCAAGAAAUGACCAGAAAUAUUUUUAUAAACCUGGGUACAUUUUUUAAAUGUCAUGCUAAGGGCUACUUUAGUACCACUGGGCUCCUUUAUGGGAGCAGGGGGGCUGUUCAUCUUUUUAAAUUAAAUGCCUAUUUUCUGCAAAGAUUGUUUCCCCAGCUCUGUGGGCAGCUCAUAAAAUCAGGGCCUUGACACCUCAUUAAAAUCAAGGGCUUCCCUUGCCAGACAAAAGCGUGCAUAUGGCUCUACUGCGGUGAUUAAGUGACUCUACUCCAGAGCUGGCUCGUGUGAUCAUGGCAGGGAGGGACCGGGAGCUGUGACUUGUUCAGGUUGUGUGUUGUGUUUAAACAAUCUGAGAAGAGCCCACUAAGCACCUCUCCACCGCAUGCCCUUCUACACUACUGACCACACGAAGAGCAGCGAGCUAAUCAGUUUGUAGUCUGUAGAAAGGAUCUGCAAUUUGCCUUUACUUUCCUCAUCAUCUGUCAAAUUAUUGCUAAGUGCCAUUAUUUAAUUACUGCUACAUUUAUUCCUUGGAAUGGCCAUACCCCAGUGAUCAAACCAGAAAAAUGCAGGCCAUUACUGGCUGCUAAUGAGACCUCAGAUUAUGUUGCAACAUUUCAUUAUGUGUUUCUAAACCCAUUGUACUGUGUGCACAUUGCAGUUUCUGCCCUCCAGCAGCUGUUCCUCACUGUUCCAUGUCACACACCAGCUGAUUGUGAUCUUUAUUACGAAAACGAGAGCUACAGUCAAGCCACAACUCGCAUUCCUGGUGUAUGCUGGCUAGAAACCUUCUGUUUGUGCAAAGCUGAACAUUAAAUCCUCCUGUGUUUUGCAUCUUAAGAUAAUAAUACAAAUAAAAUGCCAAGACAUUUCAGGUCUUUUAAAAUGUU